AUGCUCAGGGCUCCGGAGCCGCAGCCGGGGAAGGCGGGAGUGGCCACCCAGGCCAAGCCGCUCACCUCCUUCCUCAUCCAGGACAUCCUGCGGGACGGCACGGAGCGGCGCGGCGGCCACACCGGCAGUACGCAGCCCGGGCCCCCGCCUCUGCCCCCGCACCAGCAGGCGGCGAAGCGGCACCUUGAGCCGGGGCCCCAAGAGGGAAGAGGCGGUGCGGGCGCGCAGGAGGACCAGCUGAGUCCUCGGCCUGGCGCUGCGCCCGAGGAGGCCGAGUCGCCCGCGGAGACCGAGCCAGAUAGGCACUUGGAGACUUAUCUGUUGGACUGUGAAAACACUUCAGGCACUUCGCCAAGCCUUCCCCAAACCCCCAAGCAGCCGCAGAAGCGCUCUCGAGCCGCCUUCUCCCACUCUCAGGUCAUCGAGUUAGAGAGGAAGUUCAGCCACCAGAAGUACCUGUCAGCCCCUGAAAGAGCUCACCUGGCCAAGAACCUCAAGCUCACUGAGACCCAAGUGAAAAUAUGGUUCCAGAACAGACGUUAUAAGACCAAGCGAAAGCAGCUCACCUCGGACCUGGGCAGCCUGGAGAAGCACUCCUCCUUGCCAGCCCUGAAAGAUGAGGGCUUCUCCCGGGCUUCCCUCAUCUCCAUGUACAGCACCUAUCCUCACUACCCCUACCUGUACUGCUUGGGAGGCUGGAGCCCAGUUUUCUGGUAA
This is a messenger RNA of Molossus molossus (Pallas's mastiff bat), 717 nucleotides long. It is a transcript of the gene NKX3-1, whose product is annotated as NK3 homeobox 1. Bases 1 to 717 code for a protein of 238 amino acids. Gene Ontology annotation, biological process: regulation of transcription by RNA polymerase II; cell differentiation. Gene Ontology annotation, cellular component: nucleus. The transcript is spliced from 2 exons. Gene Ontology annotation, molecular function: DNA-binding transcription factor activity, RNA polymerase II-specific; RNA polymerase II cis-regulatory region sequence-specific DNA binding. Lineage: Eukaryota; Metazoa; Chordata; Mammalia; Chiroptera; Molossidae. The record is from RefSeq and is a predicted model, not a curated record.